UCCCGGAGGGGCGGGGGGUCCGCGGCACAGGCAGUCGGAGCGCGCGGCUGCAGCGGCGGAGCCGGAGCCGGAGCCGGAGCCGGGAGCCGGAGCCGGGAGCCGGAGCGGCGGCCGGAUCGUAGCCCGCGGGGCCCGCCGCAGCCAUGGGGAACCGCGGCAUGGAGGAUCUCAUCCCGCUGGUCAACCGGCUGCAAGACGCCUUCUCCGCUAUCGGCCAGAACGCGGACCUCGACCUGCCGCAGAUCGCCGUGGUGGGCGGCCAGAGCGCCGGCAAGAGCUCGGUGCUCGAGAAUUUCGUCGGCAGAGACUUCCUGCCCCGAGGGUCAGGCAUCGUCACCCGACGCCCCCUGGUCCUGCAGCUGGUCAAUGCCACCACAGAAUAUGCCGAAUUCUUGCACUGCAAGGGGAAGAAAUUCACCGACUUUGAGGAGGUGCGUCUGGAGAUCGAGGCUGAGACCGACCGAGUCACUGGCACUAACAAGGGCAUCUCGCCGGUGCCGAUCAACCUCCGCGUCUACUCGCCGCACGUGCUGAACCUGACACUGGUGGACCUGCCCGGAAUGACCAAGGUCCCGGUGGGGGACCAACCUCCUGACAUCGAGUUCCAGAUCCGGGACAUGCUUAUGCAGUUCGUCACCAAAGAGAACUGCCUCAUCCUGGCUGUAUCCCCGGCCAACUCCGACCUGGCCAACUCCGAUGCUCUGAAGGUUGCCAAGGAGGUGGACCCCCAGGGCCAGCGCACCAUCGGGGUCAUCACCAAGCUGGACCUAAUGGACGAGGGCACAGAUGCCCGUGAUGUGCUGGAGAACAAACUGCUCCCCCUGCGCAGAGGCUACAUUGGGGUGGUGAACCGGAGCCAGAAGGACAUUGAUGGCAAGAAGGACAUCACGGCGGCCUUGGCCGCUGAACGCAAGUUCUUCCUCUCCCAUCCGUCCUACCGCCACUUGGCUGACCGCAUGGGCACGCCCUACCUGCAGAAGGUCCUCAACCAGCAACUGACCAACCACAUCCGGGACACCCUGCCGGGGCUUCGGAACAAGCUGCAGAGCCAGCUCCUGUCCAUCGAGAAGGAGGUGGAGGAGUACAAGAACUUCCGGCCUGAUGACCCAGCUCGCAAGACCAAGGCUCUGCUGCAGAUGGUCCAGCAGUUUGCCGUGGACUUUGAGAAGCGCAUUGAGGGCUCAGGGGACCAGAUCGACACCUAUGAACUGUCAGGGGGAGCCCGCAUCAACCGGAUCUUCCAUGAGCGCUUCCCCUUUGAGCUAGUCAAGAUGGAGUUUGAUGAGAAGGAGCUCCGAAGAGAGAUCAGCUACGCCAUCAAGAAUAUCCAUGGCAUUAGGACGGGCCUCUUCACACCUGACCUCGCUUUUGAAGCCACAGUGAAAAAGCAGGUGCAGAAGCUCAAAGAGCCCAGUAUCAAGUGUGUGGAUAUGGUAGUCAGUGAGCUCACGGCCACCAUCAGAAAGUGUAGCGAAAAGCUCCAGCAGUACCCCCGCCUGCGGGAGGAGAUGGAGCGCAUCGUGACCACCCACAUCCGGGAGCGCGAGGGUCGCACCAAGGAGCAGGUCAUGCUUCUCAUCGAUAUUGAGUUGGCUUACAUGAAUACCAAUCAUGAGGACUUCAUAGGCUUUGCCAAUGCUCAGCAGAGGAGCAACCAGAUGAACAAGAAGAAGGCUUCAGGGAACCAGGAUGAGAUUCUGGUCAUCCGGAAGGGCUGGCUGACCAUCAACAACAUUGGCAUCAUGAAGGGGGGCUCCAAGGAGUACUGGUUUGUGCUGACGGCCGAGAAUCUGUCCUGGUAUAAGGAUGACGAGGAGAAAGAGAAGAAAUACAUGCUUUCCGUGGACAACCUGAAGCUGCGGGAUGUGGAGAAAGGUUUCAUGUCGAGCAAGCACAUCUUUGCCCUCUUUAACACUGAGCAGAGGAAUGUCUACAAGGAUUAUCGGCAGCUGGAACUGGCCUGUGAGACACAGGAGGAGGUGGACAGCUGGAAGGCCUCCUUCCUGAGGGCUGGCGUGUAUCCGGAGCGCGUUGGGGACAAGGAGAAAGCCAGCGAGACUGAGGAGAAUGGUUCGGACAACUUCAUGCACUCCAUGGACCCACAGCUAGAGCGGCAGGUGGAGACCAUCCGGAACCUGGUGGACUCAUACAUGGCCAUCGUUAACAAGACCGUGAGGGACCUCAUGCCGAAGACCAUCAUGCAUCUCAUGAUCAACAAUACGAAGGAAUUCAUCUUCUCGGAGCUGCUGGCCAACCUGUACUCGUGCGGGGACCAGAACACACUGAUGGAGGAGUCGGCGGAGCAGGCGCAGCGGCGCGACGAGAUGCUGCGCAUGUACCACGCACUGAAGGAGGCGCUCAGCAUCAUCGGCGACAUCAACACGACCACUGUCAGCACGCCCAUGCCCCCGCCUGUGGACGACUCCUGGCUGCAGGUGCAGAGCGUACCGGCCGGACGCAGGUCACCCACGUCCAGCCCCACUCCGCAGCGCCGAGCCCCCGCCGUGCCCCCAGCCCGGCCCGGGUCGCGGGGCCCUGCUCCUGGGCCUCCGCCUGCUGGGUCCGCCCUGGGGGGGGCGCCCCCCGUGCCCUCCAGGCCGGGGGCUUCCCCUGACCCCUUCGGUCCUCCCCCCCAGGUGCCCUCGCGCCCCAACCGCGCCCCGCCCGGGGUCCCCAGAAUCACUAUCAGUGACCCCUGAGGAGCGUCAGCCACGCAGGAAGGGCCCAGCCUCACCUACGCGACCUGUGGUCCCCCGACCAGCUGAGGCUCCCCUCUUAGACUUAUAAGCCUGUGGCCAACUGGCAUCCGGCUGCCUGACCUCCCUGCCUCCCCAGGGUCCCUUCCGAGGACUCCGGGCUUUCUGCCCGCCCAGAGGGGUGUCCAGUGCCCCCUCCAGCCAUCCUUUUAGCUUCGCCCUCCUGGCUCAAACAGUGUUCUUUCUCCUGUCUCUCUCCAUGAGGACUGGUAGCUGUGGCCACGGGGCACGCGGCCCCACACUCCAAGGCUAGGGGUGGCCCUGGGCCAGUACGUUGAAAGACAAGGGGGCCACAAAAAGAGGGAAGGCAGAGGGGCCGAGCAUGUGUCUGGAGCUGUGGGUGCACUGCCUGGUGGUGUAUGAGAGACCAGCGUGCGUGGCAGGGGGCGGGGGUGGGGGGGUGGGGGGCUGCCUUGACCUCCACCCCAGACCCUGGGGAAGCUGUGGCCCCCAUUCAUCUCCAGUUCUCCCACCUUCCCUUUCUCAUCUCUCUCCUCCAUUCCAGAACCCUUGCCCACACCCGCAGCUUCCUUUUCUCCCCCUGCCCUCCCCUCCUGCCCCACCGGGCUUGGCAUUGCUUGCCUUACCAGUUCUCUCCCUCCUUCUCUCCGUUCUCUCUUUGCUUUCUCUCCAACUGCCAGCCGAUCGGGUCAGGCAAGUCCAUCCCGUCCUGAGAGCCCCAGGCCCCCCUUCGACCUCUAACCAGAUCCCUCUGUUCCUCGGAGACCUCCCUUUCCAAGCCUGCCUGGACGGCUGUUCUGUGACUUGACAGUGGCUCCCCAGCCCCAAAGCCUCCCCUUCAUCUGUGACUUAGUCUGUUGUAGUGGUGAGCUGACACAUCCAGGCGUGAUGUUGGUGAAAACUUGUGCCCCCUCUGUGGUAUUGCUCCUACCCCAUUCUAUAAAUAUCUAUAAAUAUUCAUAUAUAUAUACAUACACACACACACACACACACACACACACACGGCCGCCACAGCCUCGCCGCUAGUGUUGGGAAUCAAUCACCAUGCUGUCCCUGAGGAGUCUUGUGGCCCAACUACAAGGGAACACUGUCACCCUGACAUCCCCCUCUCCAGCGUGUGCCACCUCUGAUGAGCCUCCCGAUCAUGCCCAGCCCGUGGACAGCCACCUUUCCGUCCCUCCCCUAGUCGAGCACGGGGGUGCCAUACUGGCAGCUGUGUGGUUCCCUGACUACCACCAGUCUUGCUGUCUCUUGGCUGAGAAUAAAACCCAUUUCUGGACAAUGGGAAACUGUC
Messenger RNA from Neofelis nebulosa (Clouded leopard), 4011 nucleotides. RefSeq names its product dynamin 1 (gene DNM1). Gene Ontology annotation, molecular function: microtubule binding; GTP binding; GTPase activity. The transcript is spliced from 23 exons. Gene Ontology annotation, cellular component: cytoplasm; microtubule; membrane. NCBI's taxonomy places the organism in Eukaryota, Metazoa, Chordata, Mammalia, Carnivora, Felidae. Bases 144 to 2699 code for a protein of 851 amino acids. The record is from RefSeq and is a predicted model, not a curated record.